CAGGGAUUGUUUUUUUCCAGCACAGGAAGAGCAACUGUCAAAUUUCAGAAAAGUUUGCUGAGUACAGUAAGAGCAGAAAUAUUUAGCAUGUAAUUUAAUCUCUCAUAUCAGAUUUAAUAAGCGGAUAUUGCUGAAUUCCACCCAAAUUAGAGACACUUGGUUAACUGACAGCUGGUUUGAACCAGUUGCGUUGCUGUCAGCAGUUCAAAGUCUGCGCAUUCAUUCUGUUACUCAACAGUCGUGCUGUUCCAGUGAUGGCAGAUUCCAGUUUACCUAAAACCCUUAACUUUAACGUCGGUGUCCUCGGCCAUGUGGACAGCGGAAAAACAUCUCUUGCCCGUGCGUUAAGCAGCACCGCGUCCACCGCAGCCUUCGACAAGAACCCCCAGUCCAAAGAGCGGGGCAUCACGCUUGAUCUCGGCUUCAGUGCGUUUACGGUGCCCUUACCGGAGCAACUGAAAGAGUCCUGCGGGGAAAAACAAUAUGACAGCCUGCAGUUCACACUGGUGGACUGUCCGGGCCAUGCAUCCCUCAUACGCACCAUUAUCGGGGGUGCUCAGAUCAUUGAUCUGAUGAUGUUGGUGGUUGACGUUGUGAAAGGUAUGCAGACACAAACAGCAGAGUGCCUUUUGAUUGGUCAGCUCACCUGUUCCCGCAUGAUUGUCAUCCUCAACAAAACAGACCUUUUGCCUACUGACAAGAGACAGGCCGCUAUCGACAAAAUGACCAAGAGGAUGCACAAAACUCUUGAGAACACAAGGUUUAAAGACUGCCCUAUCAUUGCUGUGGCAGCAAAGCCAGGUGGUCCUGAGGCCCCAGAAACAGAUGAACCACAUGGAAUUACUGAACUCAUAGAUUUAUUGAAGGCCCAAGCCUUCCUUCCUCGUAGAGAUCCAUCAGGUUCUCUUCUGAUGGCUGUAGAUCACUGCUUCUCCAUCCGUGGCCAGGGAACAGUGAUUACCGGCACCGUCCUACAAGGGUCAAUCAGUGUCAACGAUACUGUGGAGAUACCGGCAUUAAAGGUAACUCGCAAGGUCAAAUCUGUGCAGAUGUUUCGUAAGCCAGUUCCAAGUGCUAUGCAAGGUGAUCGGGUCGGCGUGUGUGUGACACAGUUUGACCCAAAACUGUUAGAACGAGGUGUAGUAUGCACACCGGGUUCACUGCAGAUUCUUUAUGCUGCUAUUAUAUCCAUCCAAAAGAUUGAAUACUAUCGCGGAGCACUUGCCAGCCGUGCAAAGUUUCACAUCACCGUUGGACAUGAAACCGUUAUGGCGCGUAUUUCAUUCUUCAAUCGAGUGCUUCCCGGUAAGGAAAAUGGAGACUGUAGCCCUAUCUCUCAAGAGCAAAAUGCAAAUUCUUUCUCAUUUGAUUGGGAGUUUCACCACCUGGAUGAGUAUUUGACUGGUCAGGCAGAAGGUGGGAGAGGAGAACCACAGCAAUGGGCUUUACUUGAGUUUGAACGACCAGUCACAUGUCCACCACUCUGCUUAGUGAUUGGGUCACGACUGGACUCGGAUAUCCAUGGUAACGCAUGCAGGCUCGCUUUUCAUGGAAAGCUUCUGGAAGGCAUUGAGGACAAAAACUACACAGAGACAGCACUGCCUCGACUCAAAAUCAGCAAAGACAAGCAAAAAGAAGGAGCCGUAGAACGGGUGACAGAUGACUACACUGUGAUUGGUCGAAACCUGUUUAAGAAGGAGACAAACCUUCAGUUGUUUGUGGGUUUAAAAGUUACACUGUCAACAGGAGAAACGGGCUCCAUUGAAGGUGGCUUCGGCCAAAGUGGCAAAAUUAAAAUCAGAAUACCAGAGGGGCUGAAAGAAGAAACCAAGCAGCUUCUAUCCUCUUCCUCUAAGAAAAAGGGCAAGGGUGGGGCCAAAAAUGAAUCCUCCAAAUCAGAGGAAACUAAGCCCGACUCUCAGCCGGUCACCAUACAUCUGAACUUCAAACGCUAUAUAUAUGAUCCCCACAAAAAGAUGGUCCAGUCAUGACCAUCAUUCCAAUCAUUCUUAAUAAAUGCUGACAGGAGGGGGACAGGAAUAACAAACACUGAGUAUAUAUUACUAAAAUCAAGGACAUGGAUCAGAAACGUCUUGUACGUUUUAUUGUGUGCAGAGUUUCAGUUCUGUUACUUUGCAUUUGUAUGCAGAAAUAUGGAAUAAUAAAAAUCAACCAAAAAGAAAAGAUGCAAUAUUAACCAAAACACAUCAUUCCUUACUAAUAAAUGCUGUUGUAUGACUGCUAAUUAAACAACUCUAUUAGCUAAACUGCUGUAGUUGCAAUAUACACUGUGUUUUGUGAUUUACAUUUUGUUUGCAAAAGCGAGUGGAAAGCAUCCAGAGUUAGGACGUUGCUUUAGGGCAAAAUGCAUUAUGAGUAUAGGCAAAUCGUGCAAAAUAUGUUUCCAAACACCGCACUGUCGACUACUCUACGUUUAUAAAUAUACUUUUUACCAUUUGUUUGUUCCACUGUUUAUGUAUGUAGGCUAUGUCUGUUUGUUUUUGUGCAGAUGCAGAUGAGAGUGGUCAAAAAACAACAACAAAUGACCUUAAUAAGCGCCAUUAUAAGCCGUAUCAUUGUUUAGCGGUUUGCUUCACUGAUUUGAAUAUCUAUUCCAGUUACGUUAUGGCAGCUUGGGGGAAUCUGUAGGCAAAUUUAUUCUUAAUAUGCGCGUAUACAAAUAGCAGCUGUACAAAAAUAUUAAAUGCCAUCUGUGUUGUUAUACUUCCCUGUUUGUACCUGACACAUCAGGUAAAAACAAAGCCUGUAUUUGUUUUUCAUUAUAAUUGCCAAUAACUGGACUUUUUUAGGAAGUGCUUAUGUAGGUAACUGCCUGUCACUCUCAUUCGCUUACACAGUCCUCCUUUGACUUGCAAAUGUGCUGUCAUUAACUUAAAUU
Labeo rohita (rohu) is the source of this 2899-nucleotide messenger RNA. It is a transcript of the gene eefsec, whose product is annotated as eukaryotic elongation factor, selenocysteine-tRNA-specific. The transcript has 7 exons. The record is from RefSeq and is a predicted model, not a curated record. Gene Ontology annotation, molecular function: translation elongation factor activity; GTP binding; GTPase activity. NCBI's taxonomy places the organism in Eukaryota, Metazoa, Chordata, Actinopteri, Cypriniformes, Cyprinidae. Gene Ontology annotation, biological process: selenocysteine incorporation. The coding region runs from base 255 to 1991 and encodes 578 amino acids.